UUCUCUGUCUUUCUUAUUCUCUGUGUAUAUAUCUCUCUGUUUUUCUCUGUCUCUGUCUCUCUGUGUCUGUCUUUCUCUUUAUCUCUGUCUCUUUCUCUUUCUCCUUCUCUCUCUUAUCCUCUAUUACAUGUCUCCUUGUCUAUUUUUUAUUUCUAUUUCUUUUUCUGCCUUUAUGGCUUUCUCUUUCUCUCUCCUUUGUCAGUCUCUAUCCAUUUCUAUAUUUUCCUUUCUAUCUCUCUGUCUUUUAGUCUCUGUCUUCCUGCUUUCUGGUUCUGUCUUCCUCCUCUUUAUCUCUUUCCCUCCCUCUCUAUCUCUCUCUGUUUCUUUCUGUCUCUGUCUUUGCCUUUUUCUAUGUCUGCCUUUCCAUCUCCCUGUUUUUUGUCUGUCUCUGUCUCUUUCUCUUUAUCUCUCUGUCUCUGUGUGUGUGUCUCUCUGUUUCUCUCUUGUCUCUGUCUCUCAGUCUCUCUGUGUCUCUGUAUCUCUGUGUCUGUCUGUCUGUCUGUCAUUCUCUUUAUGUCUCUGUCUCUCUUUCUCUGCCUUUCUCCUUAUCUCUCUAGCAUCUCAGCUCCGGGUCUCUCUCUGUCCCCAGACAACAUCUCCAGCCCCUCGGAGACAGUCACGCUGAUGACUCAAGUGUCCAACACGUCGGUGACGUCACUCUUCACCCUGCUUCCGGGGCCCUACCUCCUGCUUGGGAUCCCCAUCGGGCUGGUGCUCGUGCUGGCCCUGCUCUACGGGCUGCUGGUGUGUGUGCUGCAGAGGCGGCCGGAGGGGGCCCCGGCGGACACGGAGGCCGGCCCCGGCACGGAGCUAGCCCAGGGGGUCAACCUCCCCCCUCACCAGGAACCCAAAGCCUUGCAGAUUGACGACAGUAACGGGAGCGAAGACCAUGACCAGCACCCCCUGCAGGAGUGUGACGGCGCUCCCGAGCCCCCCUCAGUGCCCCGCCCCAGCUUCCCGGUGCCGGCCACGGAGCUGGGGGCCAUGGUGCUCGUCACCACCAAGACCAUCACCUCGGAGCUGUAGCCGAAGGACCUGGCUGUGAAAGGGCCGCUCCCCCUGCUGCACUGGGACCCCUUCCCCGGGAGCUCGCGGGCCUCCUGCCUCCAGGUUCUGCCCGCAGAGAUGGCAGAGAAGCGACGGAAGUCACAAGAGCCGGGCUCAAAUCUUGCUAUUCCAUAGUUACGGGACUUCGGGCCAGCCCUUCUCACCUCCUGGGUCAAACGGAGGGGGUGGGGGGGACACACGUGUAAAGUUCCCAUCGGCGCCAAGGGAGGAUCCCUCUCCCCACAAUCCUCCCCGAGCCCUGGCCUUGGGCCGAAGCUGCUUCCAAGGAGGGCGGGGGGCUCUCUGGGCCUCCUCCAAGCCAAAGGCUGUGGCCGGGGCACCCUCCGGCUCCGGCCUUUCCCUCCACUUGGCCGUUCCUCCGUGUUCCAUCUCUGCUGCUCACGCCGGCCUCCGUCCCGGGCGAGGCGGGCUCAGCACCAAGGGAGUGGGUUUCUGAACCAGGGAUCCUGAGUCUGAAUCCUGGCUCUGGUUUCCCGGGUGAUCCCUCACUGCCUCGGGUUCCUCCUCUCUCAGAUCUAUGACCUUUGCUCCGUCUGGUCUGUUCUCUACUUGUUCCAUAUAACAGGGAGUCCGAGUCCCACGGAGGCUGGGCACUCCCCAUGCGACCUUUGGAAAGCCCCCUUCCCCAUGACUGUGGCCGUCCCCAAAGGACCUUCCCAGUCAAAAUCCGGCGAGACCCAGAAGCCUCCCCUCCGGUCAUUUCCUGAGGCAAGUGGGCCCCGGGCAGCCCAGGCCAAAGCAGCCUCAGAAGCAGGUGCGGUCACCUCGGACUUGGAAGGAAGCUUCAGAGGAGUCCAGCUGGGCUCCCCCGUGGCUCCCAGUGUUCUCGGGAGAAAAAAGCCGCCCUUCCCGAGCAGCUGAGCCAGCGAGAACUGGCGACAAGGUAAUGAGCUGUCUGAGCUUGGCUUCCAAGCCGAGGGAGGUAGACAAGAAAAGUGGGUCAGGUACCAACAAAACCCCUAAUUUUGCUCGGAAGCCAAGGAGUCACGAUCCUGCAGCCUGACACAGACCCCCCACAGAAGCCUGCCUUCAGACGGCUAUUGUGCUGAGCAUCGCGUGCCCCCUUCUCCAAAUGGGGGGAGUCUCUCUCUCUCUCUCUCUGUCUGUCUCUCU
Messenger RNA from Antechinus flavipes (yellow-footed antechinus), 2181 nucleotides. RefSeq names its product TNF receptor superfamily member 13C (gene TNFRSF13C). Gene Ontology annotation, cellular component: external side of plasma membrane. The record is from RefSeq and is a predicted model, not a curated record. Bases 352 to 1026 code for a protein of 224 amino acids. Lineage: Eukaryota; Metazoa; Chordata; Mammalia; Dasyuromorphia; Dasyuridae. Gene Ontology annotation, molecular function: signaling receptor activity. Gene Ontology annotation, biological process: positive regulation of B cell proliferation; positive regulation of T cell proliferation; tumor necrosis factor-mediated signaling pathway. The transcript is spliced from 2 exons.